Molecule: messenger RNA, 4313 nt
Organism: Zerene cesonia (dogface butterfly)
Lineage: Eukaryota; Metazoa; Arthropoda; Insecta; Lepidoptera; Pieridae
Gene: Rnp4F
Product: squamous cell carcinoma antigen recognized by T-cells 3
Exons: 17
Coding region: 88-2775 (895 amino acids)
Biological process (GO): RNA processing
Molecular function (GO): protein binding; RNA binding
Source: RefSeq, a predicted model, not a curated record
AUUUGACAGUUUUUCCGCCAUAGCGUUGAUUCAGUGUUAUCAAACACUAAACAGUAAAUUAAAUUAGAUUUAUUUAUUUAAAUUAAUAUGGCUAUUGUAGAAGAUGAAGUGCGGAAUGGCUCUGAAGGGGAAGAUGAAAUAGAAGUUGUUGUUGAAGAAGACGACGGAGAGGUAGAUUCUGAUGAUUCGGACGAUGAUGACGAUGAUGAUGAUGAGGAAGCUUUGGAAAAGAAAGUAGCAGAUUUAGAACGUAAGAUAGAUGAAGAUCCAUAUAAUUACGACGAUCACAUUAAUUUAAUUCAAGCCUUAUGGGGUCUAUCAGAAUUGGAUCGCUGGCGAACGGCUUUUGAUAGACUUCAGAACUUAUCAGUGCUGAGAGCUGAACACUGGUUAACGAGGAUACAAACAGAAGAAUCCCUGGCUCACUCUGAAGAAUCUAAAGAUCAUAUUGCCAACUUGUUCAAGCUAGCUGCACUGGAUUGUUAUUCAAUACCAAUUUUAAGUGAAUGGUGCUCAUGGUCCUUAACUGCUGGAGAAGUCGAGAAUGCUCGUAACCAGCUUGAGGAGGUCUUACGAAGGGCAGGUGCUGAUCCACUCUCUGGAAAGAUCUUUUGGGAUGCUAAACUCGAAAUGGAGAAAGCUCAACUGGAAAAUAUGAAUCAGGAUAAUACAGAGUAUAAAUCUCAGAGGAAGAGGAUAUUAUGGUGUCUUGAAGAAACCGUUUCUAGGCCUCUUUUAAGAGGAGAUGAAGCAUGGCAACCCUUGCAGGAGUUGGCUCUUGAUUUAUAUGACCAAGAGUAUGUAGAUAAGAUAAAAAAGCAACAUGAUGCGGCAACAGAUUAUUUACAAAAAAUAACACCAUUUGAAGACAGACUAUUAACAUUAGAAGAUGCAGACGAAAAAUGUAAGGCAUAUGAAGAAUAUAUAGAAACAGUGAAGGAGUUGUCUCAAGAGGAAAAGUAUGCAGAUUGUGACAGUAAUGGAAUUUUAAAAGUGCUCUACGAGCGAGCGACAACCGAAUGCCUCGGGUGCGAGGGCGCGCACGCGCUGCUCCAGGCGUACGCGCGCCACGUGCAGCGCACGUCGUCGCGGGAGACCAUCGCGCGCGUGCUGGACGCGUGCGUGCGCAGGUGCCCGCGCCGCGCCACCUUCUGGAUACUGAAGAUGCAGCAGGCGGAACAUGAGGAGAGGGACUUUGACGAGGUCAAAUCGAUUUUUGAGACUGCAUUAUCAAAGGGUAUGGAUUCGUACAAAGACGGUGAGGCUCUGUGGCUCAGUUAUUUGGAGUUCACUCGGCGACGGACUGCAUUUGAUAAUGAACCUGAUGUAGAAAGACUUAGGAGAACAUUUAGACUGGCGUGGGAUUCUCUAGCCGAGGCUUGGGGUGAUGAAGCCAACGACUGUGAAGUGCCAUUGUUUUGGGCACGAUUGGAGUAUAGCAGGAUGAAUGACCCAAAGCAAGGAAAAGAGAUUUUUGAGGAAAUAUUCAAGUACGGCGAGAACAAAACCCUCUCGAAGUACUGGGAGGCGCUGAUCCAGCUGGAGCUGGCGCGGUGGGGCGGGUCGGGCGAGCGGCGCCUGCGCGAGCUGCACCGGCGCGCGCUGCGCUGCGUGGCCGACUACCCGCCCGCGCUCGCCGCGCUCUGGACGCACUUCGAGCGCGACCACGGCCAGCUGCACACGGCGCUCGAGUGCGCCGACCUGUGCCAGGCCAAACUCAAAGAAUGGCGGGACAACUAUCAAGCGAUGAAAGAAAAAAUGACCGGUCAGAAACAAAAGGGCAAACAGGGACAGGGUAAGAAAAGCAAAAUGGACAAUAAAAAGAAAGCAAAAGACACGAAAGCGAACAAAGGCAAAAGGAAAUCAGAUGAGAUUGCUGAAGGUAGUGAAGUGAAGAGGAAAAAGGAGGGAAAUAUGGAAGUGGAUGUAAAAGAAAAGGACGCAGAUAGUGCGAGCGGUACCAAGCGAGCUCAUGAAGAUGAUGAAGAAAGUGGAAAGAAUAAACGUCAAAGAACAGAGAGCGAGGAGAGUGCCCGGCGGCUCGGGACGCGGGAGGCUUGCACGCUGUUCGUUAGCAACCUCGAGUUUAAAACGGACGAACAGAGCCUACGCGACAAAUUGUCAGAAUUCGGCAAGAUAGUGUCUUUGCGAUUGAAGUCUGGUGUGAAAGCGUUCGGCGGCUCCAUAUGCUACUGCCAGUAUGAAACCCCUGAAGCAGUAGACGAAGCGCUGAAACACGACAGAGCACCACUCAACGGUCGCCCGAUGUUCCUGUCACGAUACUCCGCGAAAAAAAGCACGCCCACGUUCAAGUAUCCAACGGAUGUCGAGAAGAAUAAGUUGUUCGUGAAGAACCUGCCCUAUUCGCACUGUAAUAAAGAAUCGCUCACUGAAAUAUUCGAUAAGCACGGGGCUCUGCGGGACGUUAGGGUUGUCACUUUUAAGGACGGCAAACCCAAAGGCCUCGCUUACAUAGAGUACGAGGACGAGGGGUCGGCGGCUACCGCGUUGGAGAAAACAAACGGUUUGCAAGUCGCCGAUAGAUCCAUACAAGUGGCCAUUAGCGCGCCGCCGCCCAAGAAGGAUGACGCCACGGCUACUCUAGGGCUGCCCAAACGCGACACGGGUGGGGGCAUGCGGCGGACACAACUUAGCAGUUUUAUACCCAGCGUCCUCCAGAAACCCACAGCCAGUACUUCGAACGGCACUUCCACCAACGGCGACAAACGACCGCUCUCUAACACUGACUUUAGGAAUUUACUACUUAAGAAGUGAAAUAUUUAUUGGCAUUAUAAUACUAACUGUUCUAAUUGGCAAGAAAUCGUACGAACAUCACGAAUAAGUUAUCAUAGAUAUACCUAUUGAAUUUGUUAAGGAAGUGAACUAAACUAAGAACUGUUCUAUUUGGUAAGAAAUCUUAUAAGCAACAUUACAAGUUAUCGUUGGUACGUUGUAUAUUAUGUAUGCCAAGUUCAAAUUCAACAUUUAUACUAAGAAAGAAGUGGUAUAAUAAGAUUGUCCUAACACUAAAGCCAAUAAUAAUUAUUGUAGGAAUUGAUCCACGCGUUAUAGUUACAUUAUAUUUUUAUGGUUAGUGCUGUAUUUGCAAAAAUAAAAAGAUUAUACACUUUUUCCAUAUACUGAAUCGAUUCAAUGAUUUCAUUUAUAGUGGUGCUUUUAUAACAUAAUUAGCGACCGAGCUAUCGAUAUUCGUACGGAAUAAAAUGAAUACAUUGUUAUGUAACUUUCAAAUCUUGUCGCAUAUGUUGUUCGUACGAUAUCGUGCCAAUUAUAACAACGUUGUAUCGAAUCAUUCGGGUAAAAUUGCAUCAGCAAUAAACUUUAUAUAGGCUUCGUUUUAGAAUAUGAAUAAACCCCUGUGUACACGGCAUUCAUGGCUUUAUUUUAUUUAGUUCUAUAUCAUUUGUUUCGCGAUUUGUAAAGUUAUAGAAGAAAGAAAUUGCGUAAAUGUUAAGUUUUACAGUGUAUACUGAAAAUUUAUUGAUACAUAUUUGUUUCAUUGUGUAGAUGGUAAAAUAAAUUUCUUUUUCUUCCAUAUUAAACUUAUGAACUUCCAAUUAGAUAUAUGAAUGGGAUCAGUGUUAUAAACCACAUUUGGUAUGUUUUAAGCAAAACAAAAAUAAAGAGUUUUUUGUUGUAUUAUAUUAUAAACCGAUGCAAAUUACAACAGAUUUCCCUAACAACAACUUUUCUUUUGCUCUGGCGCUGCUAUCAUUUGUAUUUUACUCAAGAAAUAACUUAAGGUGUUAUUAUUUUAUAUAUAAUAUUUUGGACAAAUCUUGAACAAGUUGGAUAGAAAAACGAAUUAUUUAAAUAAAGAAUGCGCCCAGUUUGUCGUUUACCUUCUCGAGCAUUUCCCAAAAUUUUAUAAAAUGAAUAUUAGUCACACCUUGCGCCAAAUUUAAUUAAUAUGCUGCUCUAAAUUUGCUGUACUUGUUUGAAAUGUUCGUGUUAUAAAAAACAAAUCUUUGCAUCUAGUGUGAAUGGGAUGUUAAAGAUAUUUAUAAUAUUUUGUUACAAUUUCAAGUAAGUUUUAUGAACUGUUUCACAAUGGUUCGGUCUAUUUAAACAAGGAUAUGUAGAGUUGCAGUAAUUUUGGAAGUAAAAGAAACUAAAUCUGCAUCUAGAUUUAUAAUACUGACCUAAACGUUUUGGUCUUGCGAUAAGAGUCAACGUGUUUUUAUAUGUAUAAAUGUGUGCUAUGAAACGUGUUUGUUUCAAAUCCCAACUGUUCCCGCUAUAUAUAACGUAUGUCGUGUUACGUGAUUCUAAUAAAAAUUGUUUUAUACUUA